AUGCACCGCGAAUCAAUGUUGUAUGAUUGACCUAUUGUGUUUUCGUGAAAAAAGUCUUCAAUUUGGAUGAUGAAAGCAAAAAACGCAUCUCUUAAUGAUUGCUUGCGAGUGGAAGAAAGGAAAGUGAACUAAGCCCAUUCUACUUACUAUGACUACCUCGGAACUGGAGAACCGAAACAUCGCUAUUUCCAUGAGAAAAUCAGUGGAAAAUCUAGUGAUAUCGUCCCAGGAUGCCAUUGGGCAGAGCAUUAGCCAAGCCCUCAACUUCUCUGGAGUAAUCACACAACCUAAUCAGGGGUUGCCGGAACCUAACAAAAACGUUUCACGGUCACCCUCCCCGUCACUUCGACACACAGAGAGUACAUUGGACAUAGAAAAUGAUAAAAGAAGUGAAAAAAGCGAUUCCUCAAUACAAGUGCCGUCACUCGGACCGGAAGUGCCGCUCGGUAUUGACAUCGCUAACUUAAGUCAGAAGGAUCUUAAGAUAACAACCUCCAACUCCGGAGCUCGUAUCGAUGGCGCGAACACGGUGCGCGCUAAGAAGAAGAGUUGGUACAACUCGCUGUACCCCACGUACAAGAGUAAAUGCGAGGACUUCAAGCGCCUGUUCAAGGACUUGCCUGACGAGGAGCGCCUCAUAGUCGACUACUCGUGCGCGCUGCAGCGCGACAUCCUGGUGCACGGGCGCCUGUACGCGUCGCAGAGCUACCUCUGCUUCUACGCGAGCAUCUUCGGCUGGGAGACCAGCCUCACGCUGCGCUGGAAGGACGUCACGGCCAUCACUAAGGAGAAAACUGCGCUAGUGAUCCCGAACGCGAUCUUGGUAUGCACUGAGUCUGAGAAAAACUUCCUGACAUCGUUCUCGGGAAGGGACAAGGCGUACCUGAUGCUGUUUCGCAUCUGGCAGAAUGCGCUGAUGGACCAGCCCAUAUCCAGUCAAGAGAUCUGGCAGUGGGUGCACACGUGCUACGGCGCCGAGCUGGGCUUCGACUCGGACGAGGACGCGCCCGACGCCGCGCCGCUCGACGCGCCCGACGCGCCCGACGCGCCCGACCACACCGAGGAAGCGGUGGACUCAUCGAUGGAGAUGGGAGGCGCCGGCGGCGGUGCAGCCGACACCCCGCCCUUGACGAACGGGGAGACGGAGUUCCGCGAGCGGGAGGAGGAGGGCGGCGACACGCUGCCCACCGACAUGUCCGACACCAGCGAGAGCGAGCCCGACAAACAUCACAACAAAGGUGAAGAUGAGAAAUGCUCAGCGACCCACGAGGGUAAGCUGGUGCUACAGCAAGAAUUCCCGUACAACAUCGACCAGCUCUUCACAAUGAUCUUCACAAAUUCAAAGUUUAACCUGGAACUGCUGGCAGCCAGAGGGACCACAGACUACGUGCAGGCCGCCUGGCAGCCACAGAACGGACUCAAGUGUCGGCAGGUAAACUACACGCUGGGACUGACCUCUGGACCCAUGGGACCCAAAGAAGUACACGUCACCGAGACACAGGUCAUGAACAAGUGCAGCCGGCCCGGCGUGCUGUACUCCAUCGACUGCACGUGCGAGAACGCCGGCAUCCCGUACGCCGACUACUUCAGCGUGCAGGCGCACUACUGCCUGGCGCGCACGCGCGACGGCACGGCGCUCGAGCUGUACGGCCGCGUGCACUACAAGAAGACCAUGUGGCCGCUCGUGCGCGCCUUCCUCGAGAAGAACACCAUGAACGGGCUCGAGGAGUUCGCGCGCCUGCUGGACGCGCGCCUGCGCGCCGCCGCGCGCCCGCCGCCCGCGCCCGCCGCGCGCCCGCUGCGCCGCCGCCGCCGCCGCGACGCCGCGCCCGCGCCCGCGCCGCCGCCGCCCGCGCCGCCCGCGCCGCGCGCCCCCGCCGCCGCCUGGCUGCUGCUGGCGCUGCUGCUGCUGCUGGCGCUCAACGGCCUGCUCUACUGGCGCCUCGGCCGCGCCGACCAACGCCGCGGCGCCGACCUCGACCAGCUGCACGCGCGGAUGAGCACGCUGAGCGAGGCGCAGGCGGCCGAGUGGGCGCGCGCGCUGGAGCGGCACUCGCACCGCCAGCGCGGCCAGCUGCUGGCGUGGCGGGACGCGCUCGACCGCACCGUAACGCACCUCACGCAGACGGAGCAAGCAUUGACGAAAUUGUUAGAGACGAUCAAACCCGCGCUGGAGAGACCCGAGCCCGACCCGGAGAUGCGGGACGAGCUGUGAGCGGCGGGGGGGGGGGGGGGGGGCGGUGAUGGUAGAUCUGUGCACAGAAAGUUCUGUUGUUCUCGAUCCACGGUCGUGGUAGUAUUUGUGUAAGUAGAUGGCUGGUUUCCAUUCCAAUGUGAAUCGAGUUACGGUUUUCAUCAUCUUCAUGAGACGUAAAAGAAAAUAAACAAAAAUAGUCUUGAAUGACCAUAAAUAAUUAACUGAAUACGUAUUCAUAAGUAAAUAAAGUCUAUUGUAUAAAAAAUAUAUUUAAUGAUUAUAAAUUUAUUAUCUGUUAAUCUAGUGCCCCUCUUUGCACUUAACGAAGGUACAAUACUUGUAGUAAUGAGAGAGUACUUAUAUUUGAUGAUAAAUUAUAAAUUUACUGCCAAAUUAUAAUGAUUUGCACGUUAGUGCUGUGAUAUUAAGUAUAGAGCGGGCGGUGUGCAGUCCACGAACACGGAGCGGAGCUAGUCGUAUAGGUUCAGUGAGACUGCGCUUUUAGUUCAUAUAUCUUUUAUUUGCUACAGUAAAUUGGAGCGCUUGUGUGCUUGAAAUAUUUUUAUACUUCCUCGGUCGCAGCGGACUCCUCGGCGUGCACUUCCUCGCUUACGUUUUUGUAUGAUUUUUUACAAAAAUAAGUCACUUAGUAAUAAUUAAAUGCUCCCUCUAUUGUACAGUACGAAAUCGUUUUCGUAAUAUUAAUAAAAUAUUUUUCCACUAUCGAAUUGUACAGGCAUUCCUAUUUAUUUAUUUUGAUAUCCUAAUUUAUGUAAGAUAAAAUCACUAUGCAUUCAAUUAUAUAUUUUAUAGACGCGUUCGUGCAGUUGUUCGUUUAUUUGUCUUUUCGUUCGAAGCGUGAGGUGUUGAUCAUCGUGUGUGUGUGUGUGUGUGUGUGUGUAUGUAUAUUUGACAACCUUGCGUCGUACAGCCGAGCUUUAAGUAAAUGAAUUCAUCCAAAUGUAGAUAUACGAUAAUUUACAAAUUGUUGAAUAGUUAAAUUGCAGUUUGCAAACAUUUAGAUGUAACGCAUUUACAUAUACAAUAUGAGAGGAAAUAUAAAACUCACAUUAAUAUUAUUUUAAUAGCGCAGUAAAUUGUGUCGUCCGAAUGCCAGAGAAACUGUUGCAGCUGUUUGUUUAUCCUUUUUACAUUCGAGUAUCCUCAUCAGUAUACUAUAGACCUAUCACGUCCACAAUCUUAAUUAUUCAAUAAUAUUUCAACAUCAUUAGCGAUUAGUCUUGCCGUGGUUUAUCGAGCGAAGUGUUUUAGGAACAGUGACGUCACGUCUGUAUAAUGUUUAUCUUGUCUUACUGUUGCUAUAAUAGUAUUGACUUUAUUCCCGUAGUUACAUGUCGUGUCCAUUAAAAUUGUACGUAGAAUUUUACGAAUUUAAUCGUUUGAAGCGCUCAGGAAUACACGUUGAUAGGCAAUCAAUCUCCUGAAAGUAAAGUAGAAGAAGAAUUUUCCGCUACUCGUCUGUUUGUACAUUAAACGCUGUCCUCGGCGCUCCAAUCACGAUGUUUAUAUGUAACUUGUUGAAGUAUCCAGAGAUCAUUGUUUCCCGUUAGGUAAAUUUAAUAAUAGGUACAAUAUAUUUAUUAAUUCUAGCAAGAUUCGAUUACAGAGUAUUUGAUCAUUAUUAAAAUAAUGUUUAUAAAAUGUAAUAAAUGUAAAAAAAAAAAGAGUUCGAUUUUUCGAUAAUUGGUGCUUUUAAUUUAAUUAUAAUUUAUGUAUUAAUAAUAAUUUUUUACAUUUGGUUUUACAUGUGAAAUAUUUUAGAGUUAUUUGUAUAUAUUUACUUUCAUUCCAUUAGUAGAAUGAUCUGAUGUCUUAGUUUAAUCGAGAGACAAAUAUUGUAUAGAUUCCUACUAGUUGUAUAUAAAGUGCAUUUUAGCAUGGAUCGGAAGAUCUUGCCAAAGAAUAUGUGGGUAGGGAGAGGCACAAAUCCCAUUACACAAUGGAACCAGGAUAUUUGUUAGACAAUUCUAUUCUCAGUAUUGAAUAAAAUAUUUUAAUGUAA
This is a messenger RNA of Vanessa atalanta (red admiral), 4220 nucleotides long. RefSeq names its product protein Aster-B-like. The transcript has 15 exons. Gene Ontology annotation, cellular component: plasma membrane; endoplasmic reticulum membrane; endoplasmic reticulum-plasma membrane contact site. Lineage: Eukaryota; Metazoa; Arthropoda; Insecta; Lepidoptera; Nymphalidae. The coding region runs from base 149 to 2215 and encodes 688 amino acids. Gene Ontology annotation, biological process: intracellular sterol transport. Gene Ontology annotation, molecular function: sterol transfer activity; sterol binding. The record is from RefSeq and is a predicted model, not a curated record.